Trichechus manatus latirostris (Florida manatee) is the source of this 768-nucleotide messenger RNA. RefSeq names its product CMRF35-like molecule 2. The transcript is spliced from 4 exons. Gene Ontology annotation, cellular component: plasma membrane. Gene Ontology annotation, molecular function: transmembrane signaling receptor activity. The record is from RefSeq and is a predicted model, not a curated record. Lineage: Eukaryota; Metazoa; Chordata; Mammalia; Sirenia; Trichechidae.
CAGGGAGACAGGAUCAUGUGGCUGCCCCCAGUGCUGCUCCUUCUCUGUCUCCCAGGCUGUCCAUCUCUGACAGGCCCCAGCUCUGUAAGUGGCACCACAGGGGGCUCUGUGAGCGUGCAGUGUCGGUAUGAGGAUGUGUACAAGGGGUAUAACAAAUACUGGCGCUGAGGACAGUAUGACACAGCAUGUGACGUAAUUGUGGAGACCAAAGGAGAAGAGAAAGAAGAGAGGAAUGGCUGUGUGACCAUCAGAGACCAUGCUGAUAACCUCACCCUCAUGGUGACGGUGGAGAAUCUCAACACAGAUGACGCUGGGUCUUACUGGUGCAGAAUUCAGACAAUGUGGAUCCUGGAUGCAUUGUCACAUGACCCCUCGGUCCAGGUUAAUGUGUCUGUGUAUCCAGAUAAGAGUUCCCUGCACUCCAGCAGCAGAAUUAUGGGAUCAACAGAGAGGACCAAACUUCCAGUCACACCUCUGGGGACUGCUGGACAAAACCUCAGCACCACGUUGUCUCACCACCCGGGGUCUCUGCUCAGCAGCAUCCACUUCCUGCUCCUGGUCUUCCUGAAGGUGCCCCUGUUCCUGAGCAUUCUCAGUGCUGUCCUCUGGGUGAACAGGCCUCAAAGGGAUCCUGGGGGAAGUAGAGUUAGCCUGUCCAGGAGGAACCACAGGUCACCAUCCCAGGAAUGCCUUGUCCCGGGAUACGGCCCUUCAGACAAGAUGAGAAAGACCUUCGGACUCCAAGCCCCAGGGCAGGAGGAGAAGUGA